Molecule: messenger RNA, 345 nt
Organism: Symbiodinium necroappetens
Lineage: Eukaryota; Dinophyceae; Suessiales; Symbiodiniaceae
Source: the annotation of a GenBank genome assembly
AUGCUGCUGACGCUCGAAGAGGUGAUCACCCGCAUCGACGCCGAGGGGCUGACGGUCAGCCGCGAGCAGCUCGUCUACUUCGCCGAGCAGCAGUGGGUGCGCGCCCAGGAGGACCAGGGCGCCUGGUACUUCGACGAGCAGGACGCCGCGCGUGCCCGCCUGAUCUGCGAGCUGCGCGAGGACAUGGCGAUCAACGACGAGGCGGUGCCGCUGGUCCUGCGCCUGCUCGACCAGGUCUACGCCCUGCGCGGGCUGCUGGGCGAGGUGCGACACGCCCUGCGCGCCCUGCCCGCCGAAGAGCGCGCCGAGAUCGAGGAGAAACUGCGGCACGCGCUGGAGGGGUGA